AUGGAAAAUAGAACUACAAGCAAUGAGUUGCUGCAAUUGGAGCACAAGAACCCUUCUUCCUCUAAAGAAUCAGGGCUGUUAAUUUGUGGGAAGACCAAAAAAUCAAUCCAAGAAACCCCUAAUCUUGAAGGGAAGCCUUUUACUGCACCACUACCUAAAAGCCAAGUACUUGGUAAGGUUAAAGAUUUUUUAGGAGUUAUAUCUGAAGCUAACAAAACUCUCGAGCUCAACGCAAAGGACAAACCUGAGGAUUUUGAUAUUGAAGUGCUCAAGGGUAAUGAAUCGGAGUACAUCGAAAUGGAUUUGAUGUUGGGCGUUGCCGAUCUUCACACACCAGAGGCAAUGGCAGCCGCAGAGGCUGCAGUUGCUGGAAAACAACGGGUGGUUGAUUUGCAGACCAAUGAUAGCUCUUCAGAAUCAGAUAGUAGUAAUGAUGAUGAUGAUGAUGAUGAGGAUGAAAAAGGGAAGGCUGGUUCUUCUAAAGGGCAAUCAGAAACGGAGGUAGAUGAUUCGGUAAAACAGCAGCCUGAACGUCGUACAAAGAGAAAAUGGCCGAAGAUUGUUGAGCUCUCAGAUGUUUCUGUCAAUUUUUGGACUUAG
Molecule: messenger RNA, 600 nt
Organism: Amaranthus tricolor (Joseph's coat)
Lineage: Eukaryota; Viridiplantae; Streptophyta; Magnoliopsida; Caryophyllales; Amaranthaceae
Exons: 6
Coding region: 1-600 (199 amino acids)
Biological process (GO): box C/D snoRNP assembly
Molecular function (GO): box C/D methylation guide snoRNP complex binding
Source: RefSeq, a predicted model, not a curated record